Messenger RNA from Cyprinodon variegatus (sheepshead minnow), 1475 nucleotides. Its product is annotated as phospholipase B1, membrane-associated-like. Gene Ontology annotation, cellular component: brush border membrane. Bases 28 to 1290 code for a protein of 420 amino acids. Gene Ontology annotation, biological process: phospholipid metabolic process. The transcript is spliced from 16 exons. NCBI's taxonomy places the organism in Eukaryota, Metazoa, Chordata, Actinopteri, Cyprinodontiformes, Cyprinodontidae. The record is from RefSeq and is a predicted model, not a curated record. Gene Ontology annotation, molecular function: phosphatidylcholine lysophospholipase A1 activity; A2-type glycerophospholipase activity; retinyl-palmitate esterase activity.
CCUAUUGACUGCUCCAUACGCACAGCUAUGGAGGGGCUUUUGAUGGCGGUGGCAUGUGUGUUCCUGUCCUGCUCUGUCAAAGGAAAUGACUGGUGGUGGGAGUAUGAAGAGGGGAUUCGACACUACAGCAAGGAGGCUCUAAAUAAGGAGUUUCCUGAGAAAACUCGCCCGAUCAGCUUUAAACAUCCUGUGUUCCAGUGCCCUGACAUGACCCCCUCUCCCUCUGUCCCCUCUUCAGUUGAAUUUGUGAAGGCAGCGGAUAUUAAAGUCAUUGCCGCUUUGGGGGACUCACUAACAACAGCGAUAGGUGCUAAUGCCACAACUGUGCUCGGAAUCCCUAUAGAAUUUCGCCAUGUGUCAUGGAGUAUUGGAGGUUAUGGAACUUUUCAAGACGUGAUAACUUUGGCCAACAUCAUCAAACUAUUCAAUCCCAAUCUGCUUGGUGCUUCUCCUGGAAAGACUAUCCAUGGGAUGCAGGCUCAUAUCAGUGAAACGGGUUUUAAUCUGGCUGUGACUGGACACAACACCUUCAACCUCCCUGGACAGACGAGAGAAUUAAUUGACACUCUGAGGCGAUAUGAGGGCCUCAACUUUGAAGAAGACUGGAAGCUUCUAACUAUUCUUAUGGGCAUGAAUGACAUCUGUGAUUACUGCAAAGAUAAGACUAUGUUUUCAGUGGAUAACUUCAUUCACUACAUGACCCUUUCUCUGGAAAUGCUCAUGAAUGAGGUUCCUCGUAUGAUUGUCAACGUGGUGCAGAUCCUACCCAUGCACACUUUGAGAGAGGUACAGAAGCCCACCCCUGGGUGUCUUCUACAGCGGUCCUUCUGCUCCUGCCUGAUAGAGCCAGUUUCCAGAUCUCCUGAACUUCAGGAGCUUGUUGAAGUCAAUCUGGAGUUUCAGAAAAGACUUGAGGAGCUUUUGUAUAGCGACCGCUUCUUCAGGGAGGAUUUUGCUGUUGUUCUUCAGCCCUUUCUGAAACACGCUGACCCUCCUCGCCUCCCGAAUGGGAGGAUUGAUAUGAACUUCUUCACUCAUGACUGCUUCCACUUCACCAUUAAAGGACACGAGGAGCUGGCAAAAGGACUGUGGAACAACAUGUUUCAGCCUGAGGGAGGGAAGAUGAUUGUGAGCAGUUUUUCUGAACCCAUCAGCCUCAUCUGUCCACCAGUGGACCACCCAUAUAUUUUCACCCGCCCGGUCGCAGCCAAGUCCAGUCAGCAUCUACUUCACUCCAAGGCUAAAACCCUGGCAGCCAUCAUCCUGCUGCUUCUGCUUCAUGUGGCUUAAAAAACAUCUGAUUUUCUGCUCACAACUUUAUAUACAUUAUCUUGGGAAUGAAGGUCAUAAUCAUUCAAUGAGGCAUUUAACCUGUUCUUUUCCACAAUCAAGGAUUUUACAGCAUUCACUUUCAGGUUUUUACUUUUAACAACAAAUAUUAUCUAAAUAUUAGUUAGGUGUUUUUAUUUUCUUGA